Oryzias melastigma (Indian medaka) is the source of this 3882-nucleotide messenger RNA. It is a transcript of the gene aldh1l2, whose product is annotated as aldehyde dehydrogenase 1 family, member L2. Gene Ontology annotation, biological process: 10-formyltetrahydrofolate catabolic process; biosynthetic process; one-carbon metabolic process. The record is from RefSeq and is a predicted model, not a curated record. Gene Ontology annotation, cellular component: cytoplasm. Gene Ontology annotation, molecular function: aldehyde dehydrogenase (NAD+) activity; formyltetrahydrofolate dehydrogenase activity. NCBI's taxonomy places the organism in Eukaryota, Metazoa, Chordata, Actinopteri, Beloniformes, Adrianichthyidae. The transcript has 23 exons. Bases 202 to 2973 code for a protein of 923 amino acids.
AGCGCGCGCUCCGGGAUCCCCGCGUGCUCGCGCACGUACGGCGUCGACUGGUUGCUGACGAGUAUAAUCUGGCUGCCGCGAGCCCGGUCCGGGAUAAAAGCCGACCGCAGCGCCUUCAGAGUGUCAACCGCGCGCGCUGCUCCCUCUCUAACGGUUUUUCUGCUUUAAAUCUCUUCAUAAAAAUAAAAAAACACCGCCAUUAUGCUGCUGACGGCGAGUCAAGUCAUCAGGAAAUUCUCCACGUCCUCCCGUUAUUACCAGAAGAAGCUGAAAUUAGCCAUCAUCGGUCAGAGUGUCUUCGGUCAGGAGGUGUACAGCAGCCUGAGGAAGCAGGGCCACAAAGUCGUGGGGGUGUUCACGGUCCCUGACAAAGACGGCAAAGCGGACCCCCUCGCGGUGGCUGCGGAGAAGGACGGGACGCCGCUGUUCAAGUUUCCCCGGUGGCGGAACAAGGGGCAGCCCCUCCCAGAGGUGGUGGAGGCGUACAAGUCUGUGGGGGCGGAGCUCAACGUCAUGCCCUUCUGCUCCCAGUUCAUUCCUAUGACUGUCAUUGACCAUCCUCAGCACGGCUCCAUCAUCUAUCACCCCUCCAUCCUGCCCCUGCACAGAGGAGCCUCUGCCAUCAACUGGACCCUGAUCCAUGGAGAUCAGAAAGCUGGUUUCACCGUGUUCUGGGCUGACGAUGGACUGGACACCGGCCCCAUCCUGCUGCAGAGGGAGUGUGCCGUGGAGCCGGAUGACACCGUGGACACGCUGUACAACCGCUUCCUCUUCCCGGAGGGAAUCAAAGCCAUGGUGGAGUCUGUGCAGCUCAUAGCUGAUGGAAAGGCUCCCAGAAUUCCUCAGCCAGAGGAGGGUGCGAGCUACGAGGGAAUCCAGAGGAAAUCCAACGCCAAGGUUGACUUGGCUCAGCCGGCUAAAGCCAUCCACAACUGGAUCCGUGGCCACGACAAAGUCCCCGGAGCCUGGGCGCACAUAGGUGGUCAGUCGGUGACCUUUUAUGGCUCAUCCAUGCUGAGCGAGCCGGUCCCAGCCGGCCAGCCCCUGGAGAUCGAGGGAGCGUCCCAACCCGGCAUCAUCUCAAAGAAAGGGCUGGUGCUGUUUGGAACUGACGGGAAGGCUCUCCUAGUGAAGAACCUGCAGUUUGAGGAUGGAAAGAUGAUUCCUGCUUCCAAGUACUUCUCCUCCGGAGAGAGCUCGUCUGUGGAGCUGACCGACGAGGAGAAGAAAAUGGCAGAGGAAAUCAGGAACAUCUGGAAGGGCAUUCUCAGCAACGUUCCGGCCAUUGUGGACACCACAGACUUUUUUAAGUCUGGAGCUGCUUCCAUGGAUGUUGUCAGGCUGGUGGAGGAGGUGAAGCAGAAGUGUGUUGGUGUCCAGCUGCAGAAUGAGGACGUUUACAUGGCCACCACCUUCCAGGACUUCAUCCAGAUGUUUGUGCGCAAGCUGAGGGGAGAAGACCAGGAGGAGGAGCUGGUCGUUGACUAUGCAACCAAAGAAGUGAACAGCAUGACAGUGAAAAUGCCAUACCAGUGUUUUAUCAAUGGGAGGUUUGAGAAUGCAGAAGAUGGAAAAACCUACAACACCAUCAACCCCACGGAUGGAUCUGUGAUCUGUAAGGUGUCCUACGCAGCGGUGAGUGAUGUGGACCGGGCCGUAGCUGCUGCUAAGGAAGCUUUUGACAACGGACCGUGGGGCAGGAUGAACCCCAGAGACAGAGGGAGUCUCCUGUACAAGCUUGCAGACCUGAUGGAAGAGCAUCAGGAAGAGCUGGCCACCAUCGAGUCCAUCGACUCUGGAGCCGUGUACACGCUCGCUCUCAAGACUCACGUCGGCAUGUCCAUUCAGACGUUCCGCUACUUUGCUGGCUGGUGUGACAAAAUUCAGGGCAAAACCAUCCCCAUCAACCAAGCCAGGCCCAACCGCAACCUGACCUUCACAAAGAAAGAGCCUCUGGGAGUUUGUGCCAUAGUCAUCCCCUGGAAUUACCCCCUCAUGAUGCUGGCCUGGAAAAGUGCAGCCUGUCUGGCAGCUGGAAACACGCUAGUGCUGAAGCCAGCUCAGGUGACUCCUCUGACGGCGCUGAAGUUUGCUGAGCUUUCUGUGAAAGCUGGAAUCCCUAAAGGAGUCAUAAAUAUUCUACCAGGCUCUGGUGGCAUGGUGGGGCAGCGUCUGUCCGACCAUCCCGACAUCCGUAAGCUGGGUUUCACCGGCUCCACGCCGAUCGGCAAGCAGAUCAUGAAGAGCUGCGCGCUCAGCAACCUGAAGAAGGUUUCUCUGGAGCUGGGCGGGAAAUCCCCUCUCAUCAUCUUCAGUGACUGUGACAUGGACAAGGCCGUCCGCAUGGGAAUGAGCUCUGUGUUCUUCAACAAAGGAGAGAACUGCAUCGCCGCUGGACGUCUGUUCGUGGAGGAGUCCAUCCAUGACGAGUACAUCCGCCGAGUGGUUGAGGAAAUCAUGAAGAUGAAAAUCGGUGAUCCUCUGGAUCGAUCCACCGAUCACGGCCCACAGAACCACAAGGCCCACCUGGACAAGCUCCUGGAGUACUGCGACAUCGGGGUGAAGGAAGGAGCCACACUGGUGUAUGGAGGCAAACAGGUGGACAGGCCAGGUUUCUUCAUGCAGCCCACAGUGUUCACCGACGUGGAAGACCACAUGUUCAUCGCCAAAGAGGAGUCCUUUGGUCCCGUCAUGGUGGUGUCCAAAUUCAAAGACGGGGACGUGGACGGUGUUCUUCAGAGAGCCAACGACACGGAGUACGGCCUGGCCUCUGGGGUGUUCACCCGCGACAUCAACAAGGCCAUGUAUGUGAGCGAGCGGCUGGAGGCCGGAACCGUCUUUGUCAACACCUACAACAAAACCGACGUGGCUUCACCCUUCGGAGGAUUCAAGCAGUCGGGCUUUGGCAAAGACUUGGGAGAGGACGCCCUCUCAGAAUACCUGAAGACCAAAGCAGUGACGGUGGAGUAUUGAAGCUCAGGCCACAUCUGGAUCAGAAGGUUGAACUACACCUCCAGGUUUCAGUGGACUUCUACACAUCUAUUAGGAUGUGGGGCGUUUGAGGUUCAACACAGAAGAACACAAUACUGGCCACCCUUAAAUCCUGGACCGUGAGUGCUAGAUAUUUCAGUUUGGGCGUCAUCAACCCCUUUUUUUAAGACAAAAGUGGGCUUCAAAAAAGACCGCAUCACUCCUUGAAUGCAUGGACACAAAGCUGAUAGAUGCAACGCUUCCUGAAUUUUUGCAGGGUUUAGAUUCAUAUCGGUACAUUCAAGCAUCUGACUCGACCAGGAGACACUGCAGCACAAGUCUUACUUCUUUGUUUUAUGUUUUUUUUGAGCCCGCUCCAUCACAUUGUGAAGAAAACAGCGUGCCUUCCAAUGUUACCUGUGCAUAAAGCCACUUUCCCGUUCAUCAGACUUUGGGGAAAAUGUUUCUAAAUGUUGUCGGUUAGAGUUCACGGUGUGUCAUUUGUAGCAGAUGUAAAAUCUUUUUUUACAUUUUUUAAACACUAUGAUUUUUCAAACAAAAUUGUCCAAUUUUUUGUAAAUUCUCUGCUUUUAGAAUCAAAACAAGGACAUAAAUAUUCCAGAUAUUUUGGAUAUUGUUCCCCCUAUUUUGUAAAAGUCUAUUUCUUUGUAGUGACAAAACUGUGAAUGUAAAGCUGUGGAAGAGGAGCGAGGGCUGUGGAGCUACCAACUGGAGAGCGACAAGUGUCACCGGAAUAAAAUGAUCAUGUUUGAAAGAAAAUUCUCCUUUUCAUUUGUGGUGCAGAGUCAGAACUGAGGCUAAGAGGUUUCCAAAGGAACAAACCUUGAGAUUUCAUGAGACGUUUGUUGGAUGUACAAAGCUCAAAAGAAUUAAGUGAACAUUAUAAGAACA